AUGGGGGUGGACGUGGACGUGGACAGGACACUGGAGAGGAGGUGUUGCUCUAGCCUCUUAGAAAAGCUCCAACUCCCAGGGCCCAGGGUCCCCCAGCUUUCAGACUCCCCACAGGCUCUGCGGCACCAGGAGUGCGCGGCCAUAUUGCCUGCUUCCUCAGCACAGGGCUUCCACCUCAAGCUGGUCCUUUUCUCUCUUAGCUCAGGAAAUAACCAUUGGAAGGCGGUGGCCAUGAAGACCUUCUCUCUGCUGCUGGUGUCCCUGCUCCUGGCAUUGGUGCUGGGAGAGAAGGAAGAAGGUCACUCCAGGUUCCACACUAAGGCCAGCGGCUCCCAACCACGAGGCCCCAGGUACGCCGAAGGCACUUUCAUCAGUGACUAUAGCAUCGCCAUGGACAAGAUCCGCCAACAAGACUUUGUGAACUGGCUGCUGGCGCAGAAAGGGAAGAAGAGCGACUGGAAACACAACAUCACCCAGAGGGAGGCCCGGGCCCCAGAGCUGACCCAUCAAUCUAACAGGAAGGAGGAGGCAAGGGAGCAGCAGGGCUCCCUACCCAAGAACCCCAGUGAUGACGGUUUGCUAAAGGAUUUACUGAUUCGAGAGCUGCUGUCCUGGAUAGUGGAUCAGAUGGAGCUCUGCAGGCUCAGGUGGGAGUUUGGUAGCUUUGGGCAUCCUGAGUAG
Messenger RNA from Mesoplodon densirostris (Blainville's beaked whale), 681 nucleotides. RefSeq names its product gastric inhibitory polypeptide (gene GIP). Gene Ontology annotation, cellular component: extracellular region. Lineage: Eukaryota; Metazoa; Chordata; Mammalia; Artiodactyla; Ziphiidae. The transcript has 5 exons. The coding region runs from base 1 to 681 and encodes 226 amino acids. Gene Ontology annotation, molecular function: glucagon receptor binding; hormone activity. The record is from RefSeq and is a predicted model, not a curated record. Gene Ontology annotation, biological process: response to starvation; regulation of fatty acid biosynthetic process; regulation of insulin secretion.